Miscanthus lutarioriparius is the source of this 1044-nucleotide messenger RNA. Lineage: Eukaryota; Viridiplantae; Streptophyta; Magnoliopsida; Poales; Poaceae. The record is from the annotation of a GenBank genome assembly.
AUGCCUCGUAAGGCCUCGUCGACCUCAGAUUCGCGCCUCAAAUGGCGCAAGCGGAAGCGCAACCCGGACGCGUCCCCGUCCAAGCCCUCCACCUCGGCCGCCGCCGCCGCGGCCGACCACUCCUCCGACUCCGACUCCGCCGACGAGGACGCCGCCGUCCACGGCGCGGCGGGGGACGGGGCAGCCGGCGACGACGACGAUGCUCCCGCGCUCGCCCUCCGCGAGGCCGAGGUGCUGCCCUCGGCCGAGGCCAUCUCUGCGUUCCCCGCCGCCAAGCGCCGCGUGGUCAACCGGCCGCAUCCGUCCGUCCUCGCGCUGCUCGAGGCCGAGCGAUCCGCUUCUUCCGGCGAUGUCCCGACCGUGGCACCGCCGGCGCUAGAGAACAUCUCGCACGGGCAGCUGCAGGUGCUGUCCGGGGUGCUUCCGGACCACCCGUCCCUUGGUACAGACCCCGACAAGCCGUCCUUGUAUGUGUGCACGCCGCCUCCCCUCAUGGAGGGGCAUGGGGUGCCCAAGCAGUUCCAGGGUCGCCUCCAUGUGGUGCCCAAGCACUCAGAUUGGUUCUCCUCGGGGACAGCUCAUAGGCUGGAAAGGCAGGUAGUGCCACACUUCUUUACUGGCAAGUCUCCAGGGCACACUCCGGAGAAGAUUGUUAGGUUCUUGGACACUUGGGGCAUCAUCAAUUACCUCGCUGCUGGGUCUGUGCACCGUGGCCUGAGGAUGGCAACUUCGCUUCUAAGAGAGGAACCUACAGGGGAACUGCAGUUGCUUACAGCGCCAUUGAAAUCAAUCGAUGGUCUAAUUUUGUUUGACCGGCCAAAAUGCAGCCUCCCAGCGGAGGACAUUUCUUCUAUGGCAGCGUCUUCGUCUAACUCGGAGGCUGUGGAUUUUGAUGCUGCAUUUGCAGACUUGGAUGCAAAGAUCAGGGAGCGUUUGUCUGAGAGCUCUUGCAGUUAUUGCUUACAGCCUUUGCCAAGUUUACAUUACCGGUCACAAAAGGAGGUGCGCUUCUUUGUAACAUCCAUUUUACAUGUUUUAUGUUAA